UAUUUACCUCGUUGUAAUCGGUGUUCUUGUUUUCACAGCCCUUCCUGCCUCCGACAGUGAGCGGAGUGAAGCAGCAUGUUAAUAGCACAGGCGGCUUCCCAUCUGCUGAGGGCUUCCCGGCUUGCAGGCCACCGUUUGCCCAGGUCAGUGUCUUCCUUUCUUUGCUAUCAUUCUACACCUGCACGCUAUUGCACGCAGCCCUCGAGCAAGAGCGGAGCCCAAGCUCAGCAAUCCCAUGACCCUGAACUGGAAGAGAUUCUGAUCCCCAGAAAACUCUCCAUCAGCCCUUUGGAGAGCUGGCUCACAGUUAGGUACUUCCUUCCGAAAGCAGAAGGCCUCAAUGCUCAGGAGGAUGCUGGCCGGGAACCCCUCCAGCAAUAUGACUGUCCCCCAGCUGAUGAGGGAGGUGAUGUGGAGGAAGGAGAAGGAACACCUAACAACAAGGUUCAGUGUAAGAACGUGUUGGAGAUUCGCAGGAGGAAAAUGAAUAAGCACAAGUACAAAAAGCUGCUGAAGAGAAGGAAGUUCAUACGGAGGAGGAUAAAGGAAGGUCGCAAGAAGAAACGGCAGGUCAAGUUUGAGAAAGAUUUGGAGCGCAUCUGGAAACGAGCUGGCUUGAAAAAACCCCCUGAAGGAUGGCAAACACCCAAGAUAUUCCUGAAAAGCUCAAAGCAAUAAACGCAUCUGUAAUGAGUGUUCACCUGUAAUUGUAAUUAAAAAAGGGAUAUUUAAGUA
Molecule: messenger RNA, 735 nt
Organism: Pezoporus occidentalis (night parrot)
Lineage: Eukaryota; Metazoa; Chordata; Aves; Psittaciformes; Psittacidae
Gene: AURKAIP1
Product: aurora kinase A interacting protein 1
Exons: 3
Coding region: 76-678 (200 amino acids)
Cellular component (GO): mitochondrion
Source: RefSeq, a predicted model, not a curated record